CUCGGUGGUUUGGCCCGACCUGGCCUACCGGACCUGCUGGAUGGAUCCUGGCGUGGCCAAGGCUCGGCAGAGCUCCUGGCACCGCCUCCUCCCAGCUGUCUCCCGUAGGUGGGGGAAGGCAGGACUGACGCCCAGUUCCUCUGUAAAAUGAGAAUAGAAGUUAACCUCUGCCUACAGAAUUGCCGAGAUGUUUUCAGACUUAAAUGUAAAGUACCUGGGAGAGAGUGAAGCCCAUGAUUUUCCUCCAGCUACUCUGGUGGGUCCGAAGAUGACAACACGGCAAGAAGUCCUGAUCCUCUACCGAAGCAUUUUCAGGCUUGCACGGAAAUGGCAGGCGGCAUCAGGGCAGAUGGAAGACACCAUCAAAGAAAAACAGUACAUACGAAAUGAAGCCAGAACACUGUUCCAGAAAAACAAAAAUCUCACAGACCCAGAGCUGAUUAAACUAUGUAUACAGGAAUGCACAGCCAGAAUUGAGAUUGGACUGCAUUACCAGAUCCCUUAUCCACGGCCAAUUCAUCUGCCUCCAAUGAGUCUCAUCCCACUACGAGGGCGGAGACUUCAAACCCAGGAGAAACUGAGAAAACUUUCCAAACCAUUGUAUCUGAAGUCUCAUGAUGAAGUUUCCUAACAUGGAGGACAGUUUCCUUUGAGAACAGCAAGCCUAUUCAGUUUUGAAUAUAAACCAGGCAAUAUACCCUUUUUGAUUAGAAGCAAAAACAUGUCCUUCAAACUUACAAAAUUGGUCCUCACCCUAUGACAUGUGGCUGCUAGCAUCCCUAGGGUUUUUCAGGGUCUUGUUGCUACGUGAACUGAUGACUUUGACCCUAGAGGUCAUGGACUUAUAUCUUCACUGAAGUCAUCCUUGGGAACAGUCUAAGGCCUGUGGAGGAAGGCUGAAGGCAAUUCCUGAGACUGCCUUUCAGCACACAUCUACUGAUGCAAACGGGUUAACUAGUUGCUACAAGUUCACAUGCCUCCAGAACUAUGCUGCUCCCAAAACACUUUCUAGGGAUUUUUCCACAAGUUCUUUUCAUUUGCUGAAGUGGUUUCUGUAUAGUCCUUUUUUGUCCUUUUUUUUUUUUUUGGUCUCCUGACUAUUGUAAUUUCCAGAUAUACUCCCUUAAUAAAGAACAGCUUUGGACUGAUCACA
Messenger RNA from Meriones unguiculatus (Mongolian gerbil), 1153 nucleotides. It is a transcript of the gene Lyrm1, whose product is annotated as LYR motif containing 1. The record is from RefSeq and is a predicted model, not a curated record. NCBI's taxonomy places the organism in Eukaryota, Metazoa, Chordata, Mammalia, Rodentia, Muridae. Gene Ontology annotation, cellular component: mitochondrion. Bases 188 to 631 code for a protein of 147 amino acids. The transcript has 5 exons.